Rhipicephalus microplus (southern cattle tick) is the source of this 1091-nucleotide messenger RNA. RefSeq lists its product as uncharacterized. The record is from RefSeq and is a predicted model, not a curated record. NCBI's taxonomy places the organism in Eukaryota, Metazoa, Arthropoda, Arachnida, Ixodida, Ixodidae.
AUUCUGAAACUGACUGUUGUUGUUCUUUUAACACAGAUACGGUGUCCAAUAUUGUUGUUUGCGCUGAUUCCAUUCUUUUUGUACGUUCGUUCAAAUCCUUCAUCGUUUUCACUAGUUCUGCUAAGUUGUCAGGACCUGGGUUGCUUUCUACAUCCCCACAAAGAAGUAGUAGCAAAGAACAAAAAGGCAAGAGAACGGCUUGUGGGCACGGAAGCACAACAAUAAAGGGUUCAUCAGAUCGGAAGCUACGACAAGGCAGUUUAGAAAGGUAACUAACCUGCAAGACGAAAAGACAGGUGCGUAAGCCUUUGGCUGUUCUUUCCAUCGCGCUUCCGUGCCCACUGCAGUGAUAGUGCUCGAUGCUGGGUCUUAUCCUAUCCGGACGAGAUGACGUUGAUGUCGCAGCUGCGCACUGGUGGUGCUGCAGGUGGCGCUCGACGAUGUUGGUCAGGUCCCAGCAAGCUGUUUCUGGCAGGUCUGGUGAAGGGGCAACAGCACAGAUUCCGUCCGAUAAUGGAAGAUCCGGGGAAGGGGCGGCUUCACGAAUUCCGUCCGAGAGCGCGAAGCUUUCCCGUAGACCAGCCACUGGUACGCCGGCCGCGAAAACAGCGACGUACUGCAAGACGAAAAGACAGGUGGCGCUCGACGAUGUUGGUCAGGUCCCAGCAAGCUGUUUCUGGCAGGUCUGGUGAAGGGGCAACAGCACAGAUUCCGUCCGAUAAUGGAAGAUCCGGGGAAGGGGCGGCUUCACGAAUUCCGUCCGAGAGCGCGAAGCUUUCCCGUAGACCAGCCACUGGUACGCCGGCCGCGAAAACAGCGACGUACUGCAAGACGAAAAGACAGGUGGCGCUCGACGAUGUUGGUCAGGUCCCAGCAAGCUGUUUCUGGCAGGUCUGGUGAAGGGGCAACAGCACAGAUUCCGUCCGAUAAUGGAAGAUCCGGGGAAGGGGCGGCUUCACGAAUUCCGUCCGAGAGCGCGAAGCUUUCCCGUAGACCAGCCACUGGUACGCCGGCCGCGAAAACAGCGACGUACUGCAAGACGAAAAGACAGGUGCGUAAGCCUUUGGCUGUUCUUUCCAUCGCGCUUCCGU